AUGCUGUCCAAAGUGGAUUUGGAGUUAAAGGAAAGGUCGGAUAAUAGAAGAAGUUCCGUUGAAGCAAAAGUUCCAAGGAAGGGAAAAAUUGAGCUCGAACUGAAGAAAGCACCUCGUGACAAGGACGUCAAUCUCAUGUUUGCGGAUUCAUGGAACGGAUAUGCCGGUGGCGAUGUUUCACCUGCUGUGCGUGGAAAUAAAGAGAGCAAGGAACUUCUAGUGUAUUGUGGGAAACGUUCGGGUGGUAGCACAGGUUCUAGCGAAUCCAGUAAUAGUUCACACUAUGAUGAACACGAGCGAGCUGAAUCGACGUUGUCGGAUCUUCUUAUUGGUUCAGACAAUCCAAUUUACGAAGUCGAUGGUGAAAGUGAUGUAGACAUUAGGAAGGUCUUAUUUUGCGAAUCAAUUUGUAACAGUUUGGUAGAUGUUUCCUACGUACAGAGUCCUCCUCACGAUCCUUCACAUGGGCCUGCAAAUUCUCCAUCCUACACGGCCCUUUCAUGUUCAUCUCCUAAUCAGUAUCGUUAUUGCUGGUACUGUUAUGAAACAUACAAGGCGAUGUGCAUGGCUCAGGGAAAACCCCCACCUAGUAUCUUCAGCCAUGGACUGUGGCGCGGUCACUGCAUGAGGGAUGCGAACAGGGUUACAACUUGCCCACAUCUUUGGUUUACGACAUGCUCCCACUGUGGCGCUACGGGCAGCGCGGCACACAGCCCCCAGUUCUGCCCGAUGUUAGAGAUUGCCAGUCUUUGUCUCCGCAACAACUGA
Messenger RNA from Necator americanus (New World hookworm), 768 nucleotides. RefSeq lists its product as uncharacterized. Gene Ontology annotation, biological process: negative regulation of translation; oogenesis. Gene Ontology annotation, molecular function: zinc ion binding; mRNA binding. Gene Ontology annotation, cellular component: perinuclear region of cytoplasm. Bases 1 to 768 code for a protein of 255 amino acids. NCBI's taxonomy places the organism in Eukaryota, Metazoa, Nematoda, Chromadorea, Rhabditida, Ancylostomatidae. The transcript is spliced from 7 exons. The record is from RefSeq and is a predicted model, not a curated record.